Molecule: messenger RNA, 264 nt
Organism: Miscanthus lutarioriparius
Lineage: Eukaryota; Viridiplantae; Streptophyta; Magnoliopsida; Poales; Poaceae
Source: the annotation of a GenBank genome assembly
AUGAGCUACUACAACCAGCAGCAGGCGCCCGUGACAGCGUACCCGCCGGCGGGGCAGCCGUACGUGCAGCCGCCGCCGAUGCAGGCGAGCUACGUGCAGCCCGCGCCACCGCCGGGGUACCCUGGCAGCUACAAUGGUGGCAUGAUGAACCCUCCGCCACUUCAGGUGGUGGCGCCCCAGACGCAGAGCCGCGGCGACAAGACCUUCUGGGAAGGAUGCUGUGCGGCCCUCUGCUGCUGCUGCAUCCUGGAUAUGUGCUGCUAA